AUGAUUUCAGCCAUCUACAUGAACUACGUGUACCUCCGGCUGGACCCUCCCUUUGGACUGCUGGCCGCCUCCAUUCUGCUGCCCGCUUGCGCCUACUUCCCCCGACUCACCUGGGGCCCUGAGUCUGGCUCGGUCAAUAUGUUGGCCGGCAUCCUGUUUGUGUUCUCCUGGCUGGCCCAGUUCUACGGACACGGCGCCCACGAGAAGCGAGCCCCCGCACUGCUGGACAAUCUGCGACAAGCUCUGGUUCUGGCACCCUUCUUUGUGCUGUUUGAGAUUGCCUCGUUCCUGGGAUUCCGACAGGACGUUCUCAGAGACGUGGACGUGAUCAUUGCUAACAGAAAAGCCGAGCUGCUCAAGGGACAGUAA
Messenger RNA from Yarrowia lipolytica CLIB122, 369 nucleotides. RefSeq lists its product as uncharacterized. The record is from RefSeq and is a predicted model, not a curated record. Lineage: Eukaryota; Fungi; Ascomycota; Dipodascomycetes; Dipodascales. Gene Ontology annotation, cellular component: endoplasmic reticulum. Gene Ontology annotation, biological process: sphingoid catabolic process.